Phragmites australis (common reed) is the source of this 2687-nucleotide messenger RNA. Its product is annotated as cyclic nucleotide-gated ion channel 18-like. NCBI's taxonomy places the organism in Eukaryota, Viridiplantae, Streptophyta, Magnoliopsida, Poales, Poaceae. The record is from RefSeq and is a predicted model, not a curated record. Gene Ontology annotation, molecular function: monoatomic ion channel activity. Gene Ontology annotation, cellular component: membrane. Gene Ontology annotation, biological process: transmembrane transport; monoatomic ion transport. Bases 22 to 2229 code for a protein of 735 amino acids. The transcript is spliced from 5 exons.
UCCGCACCCCCGCCACCGCGCAUGGCCGCCUUCAUCCACCGCCACAUCCUCCCUCCCUUCCGCCGCCCGCCGCUCCCUUUCUUCCACCCGGGCGCCGCCAGGGGGCCCUCCUCCGCGCUGCCCGCAGGCCGCCGCCCGUGGACGCCCCGCCGCAUCCUCGACCCGGGCGACGACGUCGUCCUCCGCUGGUACCGCCUCUUCCUCGUCACCUGCCUCGUCGGCCUCUUCGUGGACCCCAUGUACUUCUACCUCCUCCACACCGACGGUCUCCAAUCCUGCGUCUCCAUGGACAUGGGCAUCGGCGUCCUCGUCACCGCCGUCCGCACCGUCGCCGACCUCUUCUACCUCGCACACAUGAUCCUCAAGUUCCGCAUCGCGUUCGUCGCGCCCAGCUCCCGCAUCUUCGGGCGCGGCGAGCUCGUCCGGGACCCCGACCAGAUCGCCAUCCGAUACCUCAAGAACGACUUCAUCAUCGACCUUGCCGCUAUGCUCCCGAUCCCGCAGGUGAUUAUCUGGUUUGUUAUACCAGCUGUGAGUACCUCCUCAGCCAAUCACACCAACAACACGCUCUCGAUGAUCGUAUUGAUCCAGUACAUACCGCGAGUGUUUCUUAUAAUAUCCUUGAACUCUAAGAUUGUGAAGACGAGUGGAGUAGUCACAAGGACUGCUUGGGCAGGGGCCGCGUACAACUUGCUUCUUUACACAUUGGCUAGUCAUGUUCUUGGCGCUCUGUGGUAUCUGCUGUCCAUUGAGCGGCAGUACACCUGCUGGAUGGAAGUGUGCACAAAAGAGAAUGGCACUGCAGGAGACAUCCCUAGAUGUUUUAUGAGCUAUUUGGACUGCAAAAGCAAGGAAAAUCCCAUACGUCAGACUUGGCAUAACCAUAGUGAGAUCAGGAAACAGUGCCUACUUCCUGAUGCCAUAUAUGAAUAUGGAUUAUUUGCUGAUGCACUGAAUCUGGAUAGUUCUGGGGUGGCCUUCAUCGACAAGUACCUCUACUGCCUCUGGUGGGGUUUCCGGAACCUGAGUUCCUAUGGACAGAACUUGCAGAACAGCACCUACAAGGGGGAGACCAUAUUCUGCAUUCUGAUAUGCAUCAUGGGCCUUGUCUUCUUUUCACAUCUCAUUGGAAACAUGCAGACGUACUUGCAGUCGAUGACAGUGAGGCUGGAGGAGUGGCGGGUGAAGCGCCGGGACAUCGAGGAGUGGAUGCGGCACCGUCAGCUGCCCCCGGAGCUCCAGGAGCGCGUGCGGAGGUUCUUCCAGUACAAGUGGCUCGCCACGCGGGGCGUCGACGAGGAGUCCAUCCUCCAGUCGCUGCCGCUGGACCUCCGGCGCGAGAUCCAGCGGCAUCUCUGCCUCGCCCUCGUCCGGCGCGUGCCCUUCUUCUCGCAGAUGGACGAGCAGCUGCUGGACGCCAUCUGCGAGCGCCUGGUGUCGUCGCUGAGCACCAAGGACGCGUACAUCGUGCGGGAGGGCGACCCCGUGAGCGAGAUGCUCUUCAUUAUCCGCGGCGAGCUGGAGAGCUCGACGACGGACGGCGGGCGGACCAACUUCUUCAGCUCCAUCACGCUGCGCCCGGGGGACUUCUGCGGGGAGGAGCUCCUGACGUGGGCGCUGAUGCCCAACCCGAGCCUCAACUUCCCGCAGUCCACGCGCACCGUGCGGUCGCUGACGGAGGUGGAGGCGUUCGCGCUCCGCGCCGAGGACCUCAAGUACGUGGCCAACCAGUUCAAGCGGCUGCACAGCAAGCGGCUGCAGCACGCGUUCCGGUACUACUCGCACCAGUGGCGCAGCUGGGGCGCGUGCUUCGUGCAGGGCGCGUGGCGGCGGUACAAGAAGCGGAAGCUCGCCAAGGAGCUCAUGAAGCAGGAGGGCAUCUACUACCAGGACGCCGGCACCGGCGGCGGCGACGACGACGGCUACGGGCCCGGCCUCGGCGGCGGCGACAACGACGUCGAUGGCGACGGCGCGCCGCUGCUCGGCGAGUACAAGGGCCAGCACGGCGCUGGCGCGGCCGCGGCGGAGGGCGCGGACGGCGGCGGCGGCGCGCACCUCGGGGUGACGUUCCUGGCGUCCAAGUUCGCCAAGAACACCAAGCGCGGCGCGGCGCAGCACCAGAAGAUGAUCACGCAUCAGAGGAUCGACGACGUGUCCACCAUGAAGUUCCCCAAGCUCGCCAAGCCCGACGAGCCGGACUUCUCCCUGCACACCGACGACGUGCUGUGAGUGACGACUAGUACCAUCACCCCACCAUCUCUCUCUCUCUCUCUCUCUCUCUCUCUCUCUCUCUCUCUCUCUCUCGUCGUCCUCCUGUGACUGUCAUUCGGUCACUGACGCUGGUGCAUGCCAUGCUGCCAUACGAGAAGCACGAGCCUGUGAUAGCACGUAGAUGGAGUCGUCCUUGUACUAUACACUAGUGCUGAUUUAGUGGAGUUGACCUUACUUCAGUUCAGAUUUCUUGUGAUCUUGUGAUGUUCCAUAGAGCUGUAUGUACAGCAAGAGCAAGCUCAAGCUGCUGCUGCUGCUGCUGUUCUGGGAUGUCAGCCUCUUGUGAGACAGGGUUAGAACCAGGGACAUUCUUCUUUUGUGCAGCCAAACUUUGACUCAUUCAUAUACAUGCAAAGUCAACAAUGUUAAGUAGGACACAAUUAUUUGAGUCACUUUUCAAAGUGUGCUCGACCUUA